GUAUUAUUUCCCAUUAAGGAGUCCUCCAUUUUUUUUAGUUGUGAGAAUCAUCAACUUAAAAAAGUAAAUAAGUCCUCCGAGUGUUAUCUUCAAUCUUCAAACUUUGGAUUCUUGACCGGUUGAUAUUAUUUCUAGUCCUCCGAGUCUUCAUUAAUUCUCUAAUUUCUUGAAUUAGAAGUUUUUCCUGCAAAAAAUAAUAUGUACAAUAUUUUUUUUGACCGGCCUAUGCCGUGCUCAAAAAAUUAAUUAUCUUUACCGAGGAGCUCGGUGUUAGGGUGGUUAAAAUUCGCGUGAAUAAUUAUCGUAACAAGAGCGAUGUCAGUUCGAUAAAGCAACGAUGCUUCGAGUAGUUAUACGACACCGGAGUUAGUACGAUGAAGCGGCGGUGCUUCAAGUAGUUAUUUCGUCGAGACCGAUGUUAGUGCAAAUUAAGUAAGCGAUACAUAGUGAAAUUAGUAUAUCGAAGUGAUCGAUGUUACUUAAUACGAAUUAAGUACGCUGCAGCAGCUUUUUCGAAGAUCGAUGCUACCCCGGCUAACUGAUGCAAUUAUCUUCAUGUCAUGUAGAGACCACUUCCGGAGUGCCUUGUUCAAAGGGCCUGAAGAAUCGGGCGUCCCCGAUAAGGGCUCAGCUGAGACACCGGGGUACCCAAUUCGAUUGGGUCCAGACUUACGAGAAAAUAUGUGCAAGACCGGUGUGUAUAUCAUUCUUGGCCUGUCUCGCACACAAGAAUGAUAUUUACCAACGUGCCAGGCCGGGCCUGUGUCACAUAUUUUAAUAUUUUUUUUAUUAUACUGAGCGAGACCGGUGUAGUAACCAGCGUGCCAAAAAUAAGUCCCAUAAUUUUGAGACCCUCUCUAGUGGGUGGGCCACUGGGAAUUAUCUCUUUUUUUCUUUGUCCAAUUGUUUAUGGAGUAUUGCAUGUGAAUCAAAUAUGCCCACCAAAUAAUUUGAAAUUGAGCCUCCACCAGUUGUAUUUGGAUCAUAUCCCUUUACUGUGCACAUCACAUUAAUUUUUGAGAUUCUCCUUGUCUUCUUCCUUUUAACUUGCCGUGUUAUUUGAGGCCCGAUGAAGAAAUAAGUGAGGGAUCAACCCACGUAGCCCAGUAGCUUUUUUUUGGAUCAAAGCUAAUGUUUUACUCUUUACUUUGUUGGCCAGCAAAUUUCCGUAGCUCUUUCUUUCUUGUUUGAGAUGACCAAGUAGGGCCACAUCCUUCUUAUAUUGAUCAAAUCCUGUUGUGAGGACAAGAGAAAAGAUACAAAGAGCAAAGCCCAUCAUGCACUCAUUUUUUUCAGCACAGUAGCACAACCAUGUGAUCUUGAUCUACUUUCCGGCGUCAGGCUUUGAUGCAAGCACGGGGUAGAUUUCAUUCGAGGUUCGAGACCUCUAGACGUCAACGACGUCGGCGCAUGAGUGGUGGCUGGCCUCAACGACGUCGCUGCAGAGCGGUUGUUUCAGCGACGGCUGCGAUAGUUGUUGGCUUCCGUGGUAACGACAGCGGACCUCAACGGGAGUGCGGGUGCGUGUAUAUUCGGCAGCUUCUGUGGCAGCAAAUUCAAAUGGUGACUUUGAGCACCCUGCACCCUUGCAUUUGUGGAUGCAUGCAGGAAUUCUAGGUGGCCAACAAAAGCUAGUUGGCGGCGACGGUAGUUGAUUUCUACUACAACAUCUAGAUCUGCCCCCCUCAACGCGGUUCGUAGGCGGCGGCAAGUCUCAAGACCAGCGGCGGCGGCGGCGGAUUUGAGCAGCGGUGGCAGCGAUCAACUUCCUCUAUUUGAUAAUGACUUUGGAUUUUAACCGCGGCUAUCCUCACCGUCCGGAGGUUGUGAGGGUGGAUUGCAGCGGCGGUGGCUAUGAACCUUCAGUAUGGCGUUGGCGUGCGGUUGCUGGACCAGCGGCUGUGAUGGACUUGGGCGGCUUAAUCAGUCUAUGGAGGCCGUGCGGCCGAGCAACGGCGGAAGCAAAUCCCGAGAACAAUGGUUGCCGCGGACGGACAUAUUGGACAGCAAAUACGUAGAUGAACUUUGAUCUCUCUCUCGUUUGUGGUAUUCAAUGGGUAAACUCUCGGUCCCACGGGUGGCGCCAAAAUGAUGGCGUAAAUUAUCGACCGGUAUAUCGUUUUUAGCCCGGCUAAAACGAUAAACUAGUCUAAAAAAUAUACCAAACUAUAAACACGAGGAUUUUUACGUGGAAACCCAAAUCGGGAAAAAACCACGGGCCUUUUUUGGCGGUACCUUGCCAACGUGGAAUUUUUAUUAAUAUCAGGGGUGUAUACACGGUACAUGAUUUAGGCAUAGAAGCCAUUAAUGAAAGUUAUGGAAGCUUGAAGCUUCUUUAAAGAAAUAAACUACCAAAUUUCUAGAGAGAGAGAGGAAGUUGGCAGGGGAGAGUGUU
This is a messenger RNA of Cuscuta campestris, 2395 nucleotides long. The record is from the annotation of a GenBank genome assembly. NCBI's taxonomy places the organism in Eukaryota, Viridiplantae, Streptophyta, Magnoliopsida, Solanales, Convolvulaceae.